Messenger RNA from Eruca vesicaria subsp. sativa (arugula), 1470 nucleotides. The record is from the annotation of a GenBank genome assembly. NCBI's taxonomy places the organism in Eukaryota, Viridiplantae, Streptophyta, Magnoliopsida, Brassicales, Brassicaceae.
AUGGCUUCUUUGUUAUCCAUAAAACCGACGAGUCUUAUCCUCUCCUCAUCUUUCUCCACAGGCAGAGUCCUCCAUUUCCACCGCUCCCGUUUCAGCAACAGACCUUCGUCUUCUUCUCGCCGGACUCUUGUUGCUCAAUUCGGGUUUCACGACCCAGGCUUCUCACUCGAUUUGAUCAAGGACCAUGCCGAGAGUCUACUCUACACUCUCGCUGAUGCUGCCGUUUCCUCCUCCGAAACUUUUGAAUCUGUUUCCGGCACUAACACAAAGCAGAACAGUGAUUGGUUCUCUGGUAUCGCCAAUUACAUGGAAACUAUUCUCAAGGUUUUGAAAGAUGGGUUAUCAACUGUUCAUGUACCUUAUUCUUAUGGUUUUGCGAUUAUUCUACUGACUGUGCUUGUUAAGGCUGCUACGUUCCCAUUGACGAAAAAGCAGGUCGAGUCUGCUAUGGCUAUGAAGUCUUUGCAGCCUCAAAUUAAGGCCAUUCAGGAACGCUAUGCUGGUGAUCAGGAGAGAAUUCAGCUUGAAACUGCCAGAUUGUAUAAACUCGCUGGAAUAAACCCCCUUGCAGGGUGCCUCCCCACACUUGCCACCAUACCAGUAUGGAUUGGGCUAUAUAGAGCCCUCUCUAAUGUUGCCGAUGAGGGACUCUUAACAGAAGGAUUUUUCUGGAUUCCUUCUCUUGCCGGUCCAACAACUGUUGCUGCAAGACAGAGCGGCAGUGGAAUCUCAUGGUUGUUCCCUUUUAUUGAGGGACACCCACCUCUCGGAUGGUCGGACACAUUAGCAUAUCUUGUCUUACCUCUAUUGCUCAUCUUCUCUCAGUAUCUCUCCAUCCAGAUUAUGCAGUCCUCGCAGGCGCAGAGUAAUGAUCCAGCCAUGAAGAGCUCACAAGCGGUGACGAAGCUUCUACCGCUGAUGAUUGGCUAUUUUGCACUAUCAGUUCCUUCGGGUUUAAGUCUCUAUUGGUUGACCAAUAACAUUUUGAGCACAGCGCAGCAAGUAUGGCUUCAAAAAUAUGGUGGAGCCAAAAACCCGAUGGAGAAGCUCAGUAAUUUGGUCAUGAAGGAAGAUAAAACUCAAAAGGUUGAGAAGCCUAUUUCAGAACCGCUAGUUCAGAAGUCAGUUUCAGAACUGAAAACACCAAGAGAGAAGAUUGGUGAAAAAGUGAACUCAGAAGGGCCCAAACCUGGUGAAAGGUUUAGGCUGCUCAAAGAGCAAGAAGCAAAGAGACGUCGAGAAAAAGAAGAGGCUAGGCAGAAAGCUGAAGCAGCUAUGUCAAAUCAAAAUACAGACAGCGCACAGGAACAGGAGGGAAAAUCUGAUACAGCUGAUGUCGCUCAAGGUAAUGGGAAAAUUGAACUUUCAGAAGUAGAAGAAAGAACUGAUGGCUCUGUUGCUGUGAAUGGAAAGCCAUCCGUUCAUAGCGUUGGCCAUGAUAAAGAUCAACACCAUUCUCAUGAAACAUAG